UAUCUUCCAUGUAGAGAAACAUCGUCUGUUCUGAGUGUCAGGUCCAGAGAUACUUUAGAACUCGCUCUCACAGGAGCUGACAAUUAUCCUACUUUCGUGAUCACGAAGAUUUCAAAAUGUUUAUCAUAUCUCUGUUCACCUCACUUCUGUACGUUUGCGUGUCAGGAAAAGAAGAAAAGGUGUGCGACUCGGACCUCGGCUGUUUCCGGAUCCACGAGCCCUUCGUUCCCCGCCUGCCGACCUUGCCGAAGAAGAUCGACGUGAAGUUCAAACUGCACACCAGGGACAACUAUGACGAGCCGCAACAUCUGUCCAUCUGGAACAUAGACAGCAUCCGGGAAUCUUUCUUCAACAGUUCUAGGCCCACAAAAUUCGUCGUGCACGGUUUCCUUGACGACACCACUGUGGACUGGAUAGAGGACAUGAAGAACGCCAUCUUGUUCCGCGAUGACGUCAACAUGUUCUUGGUAGACUGGAGCUCCAGCUCCCAGACGCUGGACUACACCCAGGCAGCCGCUGACAUCAGAGUGGUGGGGGCUAAACUGGCGAGAUUCAUCAUUUUCUUACGGUUUUUAACCAGAGCAGAAGAGAAAGACAUGCACAUCAUCGGGCACAGUCUGGGCGCGCAUGUAGCAGGCUACGCCGGGGAGAGGCUGAACGGGCGCCUCGGCAGAAUCACAGGUCUGGACCCAGCCUAUCCAUUCUUUGAGGACAAACCCCCAGAAGUACGUCUGGACACCACCGACGCCAUCUUUGUUGACGUCAUCCACACUGAUGCUGAUGCCGACCACAAACUUGGAUUUGGAAUGGAUCAAGCCGUCGGCCAUCUUGAUUUCUAUCCGAACGGAGGCCAGGAGCAGCCAGGCUGUGGGAACGACCUGUUCGAUUAUAUGGCGGACCAUGGGGUCAUUCAAGGCGGAGCCAACUACGUGGUCUGCAACCACCAGCGGGCCAUCUGGCUGUUCAUCGAGUCCGUCAACUCGGACUGCGGCUGGAAGUCGUACCCUUGCGGCAGCUGGAAGGACUUCAAGGACGGCAAGUGUCUGACCUGCGGCUCGACGGGGUGCUUCAGGAUGGGGUACGACGCCGACAAGAACGACCUUCCAGCGGGGGGCAGAGUAGACAAAAGGCUGUUCCUCACCACAUCCGACAGGGACCCAUACUGUCACGAAGAGAUUCACCACGUGAAGGUAAACAUCGGCAAGAAUAAGGACGCGACGACGGAGGAGGCAGAGGAGAUGUUCGUCAAGCUGACGGGCGAAGUGGCGCAGUCAGACGACGUCAAUGUCCUCAGUCACCGGAGCACCACGAAGAUCGAGCCGGGAGACAGUUACGGGUUCGUCGUGGGCAGCAGGCAGCCGCUGGGUGCCAUCAGGAGCAUGGACAUCCGCUGGGUCCCGCGCGAGGAAUCAUGGUACAUGGACUGGUACAGCUCGCUCAUGGGCUGGCUGAACGAGGAGACGCCAUCUUGUGUCUUCCUGGAGAAGGUGGAGGUGUCGACGGCGGGGGAGAAGGAGUGUGAGAAGUUUGAGUUCAACUGCGGCGCUCAAGAGCUACUGUCGAAGCAGACUGAAACUAUCCAAAUUGGAGCCUGUAAAUAAUGACAAGUACGGAGACUGUAUAUAAUAACUAAUAUUACUUCUGUAAACAGCUACGAUUAUAGAACUGUUGCAGAAGCGAAAGCAUUGUCGUAUUUAUGUCAAAUAUGCAUAUUUAUACAUAGUAUUUUCGUCAUUUACUUAAUCUGUAUAAAGUGACACACUUUCGUGCAACCAAAGAAUUGUAUUAUUUUUACGAGGAACGAUUUGCAAAUAGAAAGAAAGAGAGUCAGUUUUGUCAUAUCUGGAACAAAUUGUUUUUAUUAGAAACUGAUGUUGUGGUGUGGUGUGGUGUAAUGUGAGAUAGCCAAUUGAAAAUGGAUAAUGCCCGAAUCUGCAGUUAUGGUCAAAAGACGAUGAAGCCCACCAUAGUACCAUAGUUGUCAUUUAUGACAUUGUGAUUGUUAAGUAGUGUCUUCGAACAUUAUCAAUGCAAUGGAUCCGGACCAGACAAUGAACCAUAAUGGCAUCUGCCGAACUACUGACUGUGUAACUCAUUGGUUAAUGUGUUGUGGUUAAACUUCUACUUUGAAUUAUUUUUGGUUAAAGGCGGUGUCGUUACAUGUAAUACACCUUCUCUAGGGAACCUAAAAUGAUUGACGAUAAUGUAAAUAUUUUGAAAAUGAACUAUUCUGAAGAAAAAAUAUUUUCUGUAAUAAAAUAAUGUUUAUACUAUGU
Messenger RNA from Branchiostoma belcheri (Belcher's lancelet), 2276 nucleotides. RefSeq names its product pancreatic lipase-related protein 2-like. Gene Ontology annotation, biological process: lipid metabolic process. Gene Ontology annotation, molecular function: carboxylic ester hydrolase activity; lipase activity. Bases 117 to 1601 code for a protein of 494 amino acids. Lineage: Eukaryota; Metazoa; Chordata; Leptocardii; Amphioxiformes; Branchiostomatidae. The transcript is spliced from 10 exons. The record is from RefSeq and is a predicted model, not a curated record.